AACUAAAUUAAGGGAACUCAUCUUACCAGCUGGAGUGCAGCUCUUAUUGCCUGCUGUCAUUCUACAACAUGACACUAACUUUAUGGGGUGAGGAUGCAAAAUAAUUCAAUCCAGAGAGAUUUAGUGAAGGAGUUUUGAAGGCAACAAAAGGGCAGCUUGCUUAUUUUCCAUUCGGUUGGGGACCCUGGAUUUGCCUUGGACAAAAUUUUGCCAUGUUAGAAGCAAAAAUGGCACCGGCUAUGAUUUUACUGCACUUCUCUUUGGAGCUUUCUCCAUUGUAUGCACAUGCUCCUCACACAAUCAUCGCUCUCCAACCACAAUAUGGUGCUCAGUUGAUUUUGCGGAAACUCUAGUCUCUAAAAGUUACAAUAUACUCUUCUUCAGAUAUCAAAAGACAAAAUCUUUUCUAUUUUACUUCUUUUCUUUCUUUUUCUCGGUGUUUUCUUGUUUCAAAUUUCUCUGCAGCAGCAGCUGCAGCUGAGUAUCUCUUCAAAACCUUCAGACAUUGCUGUUUCUUUCUUGGCUUUCUGGAGGCGAGGUUUCUUUAGUUCUGAUACUCUUACCACCUGCAUAGAAUUUUGAGAGUGAAAGGAAGAUCGCUGUUAAGAAAUACAGAGAUGGCAAGCACAUUACGUGAGGUUUCUAUAGUAGUAGGUGAUCUGGAGGUGCUCCAGAAGAACAUCCAAACUGGAUUUUCUCAUCGCUUGUGUCAGGAAGUUAGGACCCUCAAGCUGAACUUGAAAUUUCUGAAAACUUUUCUUAUGUUAGCCUACAGAAUUAAGUUGGCAAACAUGGAUAUCAGUUUGGAAUUUAAUGAUGUAAAGGAGGUGAGCCUUCAAAACUUUGUGUCUCGCAUUGAGGAUACUCUAAAGAAGCAUGGGAAAGACACUCGCUCAAUUCGUCAAAGCUCACAAAUAUCGUUUGCCCAUUUGAGAGGCCUGGAGAAGAGUUUCGCAACUGUGAUCAUUAGUUUGUGGGAUGACAUCAAGCCCUUUAUGCAAACAAUCAUCGAAGUUUAUAGUGGUUUGUUGGACUUCUGGUCAUGGGAUAGCAACUCUUGCAUGAGUGAUGACCAACUUGUGGGCUUCAUAGACUCUAUUUUACAGAAUCUACUUGAUCUUCUCAGCGGUCAGUAUUUCGAGUACAAGAAAGGUCAGAAAACUGCUUUCCAUGCACAAUUGGGUGAGAAUAAGUCCCUCGAAUGCAGUGAGAAUCAAGGCAGUGAGAAUGAGUCACUCGAAGGCAGUGAGGAUUUUGAGUCUACAGAAGGUGACAACACUGCUUUGCAGGCACAAAUUGAGGCCCUGAAACUUGAAGGUGGUGACAAUGAGGGCCUCGAAGGAAGUGAAGAUGAUGAAUGCAGUGAGGAACUAGAAAUAGAGUCCACAGAUGGUUACAACACUGCUUUGCACGCACAAAUUGAGGCCCUCCAAGACAAGCUAAUAUUCUUGAAAAAUUUAACCCGCUUUGCCAAGUCGCGAGGCGUUGAGCAAGGUAUAAUGGAAAAUCUGUUGACUCACUGUCGAAUUGCUGCUGUGUAUGCAGCAUUGUUCUCUUGCAGGUGUUUGUUUUACCAAGAAGAUGAACAAGUGCGCAGUCCUGAGAUGUGCUCAUUGAUUUCUGAUCUAGUACAGAAGAUUCAGCCUGUCAAUCCCCUAGUCUGUGAGAUCUAUAUCAAAGUCCUUAAACCUUCAAGAUCCUCAUCAUCCUCACGUGGUAAGAAAAUGGACAAGCGUAUAAUGCAAGACUUCAAUGAUUCUCUCAUAAGUAGCAUGUGGGACCUAUUAUGCAGUGGUACCAGCUUACCAGUUGCUGUGAAAGAUCAAAUGCAAACGCUCUACGCGGGACUGCGAUUCUUCAGAAGCAUUCUUAAGGAGCGGCGUCCGGAGAUUGAUGUGCUAAAUAAAAAAAUUGUAGCUGUUCUUGCUCAGGCAGGAAUUCUAAUCUGCUCGCUCUUUGUGGACAAAGUGCAGGACACAGAUUGUUGUGCUAAGUUAGCUGAUGCCAACAACAAUAUCAACCUUAUCAAGGCUCAGAUUAGCAGUUCAAGCUAGGCUUGAUUCAGGGUCAAGUUCAACUCACACUGUGUUGAGUUCAGUGUAAUUGUAAGCUAGCGUUUAUUCAACAUUUGUGAGCUACUUGUGAAAGCUGUAGCUGAGUUGCAAUUUUAUUUUGCGUGGUUGGUGGUAAUGUUGUUAAAUUAUAAAUGUUUGUUUUGUUUCCA
Molecule: messenger RNA, 2224 nt
Organism: Coffea arabica (coffee)
Lineage: Eukaryota; Viridiplantae; Streptophyta; Magnoliopsida; Gentianales; Rubiaceae
Source: RefSeq, a predicted model, not a curated record